This is a messenger RNA of Xenopus laevis (African clawed frog), 3459 nucleotides long. It is a transcript of the gene samd4b.L, whose product is annotated as sterile alpha motif domain containing 4B L homeolog. The transcript is spliced from 13 exons. Gene Ontology annotation, biological process: negative regulation of translation; nuclear-transcribed mRNA poly(A) tail shortening; regulation of mRNA stability. The coding region runs from base 326 to 2380 and encodes 684 amino acids. Gene Ontology annotation, molecular function: mRNA binding; translation repressor activity; RNA binding. Gene Ontology annotation, cellular component: P-body; dendrite; synapse. Lineage: Eukaryota; Metazoa; Chordata; Amphibia; Anura; Pipidae. The record is from RefSeq and is a predicted model, not a curated record.
AAUCUUUUUUUUGUUCUUAGCCAAUCGACGCUGGUAGGCGUAUCUUCUUUGAACGUGGUUGCGUAGGGACUACGCAGGACGUAACGUGCGACGUGCUGGCGGCUGUGGUUGCUUGUGUGGCUCCCCGGGGGAGACUGGCAACGAUUGAAGCGGGAGUGAUAUUGGAAGAGGAGCCUUGUAGAAGACAAAUUUCAACCCAUGUGACAUCUUUUGUUUACCUAACGGUGCACCGCAGCAAUAAAGGGUCACACGCCAUGUGAUAGAUUUCCUUUAUUCCCAGGUGAACCUUUGCUCACCUUCUCCCUACUUUCUCCCUGCAUACAACAUGAAAUUCCGUGAUCAGGUGAGCACAUUGUCUGACUGGUUUAAGGGCUGGAACGAAUGUGAACAAACAGUGGCCCUUCUAUCUUUACUUAAGAGGAUCACCAGGACCCAGGCACGCUUCCUGCAACUGUGUUUGGAGCACUCUUUAUCAGACUGUACGGAGGUACACAUCCUUGAGACAGAGGCCAACAGUGCAGCUCUCAUCAGCCAGUGGCAUCAAGAGUCCAAAGAGAAGGUGAUUUCUCUACUUCUUUCUCACUUGCCACUAUUGCAGCCCCGGAAUACAGAAGCCAAAUGCGAGUAUAUGAAACUGCUGCAAAAAGUUCUGGCUUACACUACUGAGAGCAAUUUGUACAUAGAAGAGAGUCGCCAGUUACUAUCCUAUGCACUUAUUCAUCCUGCGACUACCCUUGAAGACCGAAACUCGCUGGCUUUAUGGCUCAACCAUCUGGAAGAACGAUUCUCUACAGGCUACAGCCGUCAUGGAAGAAUCGAAACACCUUCUGCACAUUUACGGCAGGAUUCAGAUGAGUGGCAGCCUCCAGUGGAUCCUGGUAUUGGGGAGGCAAGUCUCAGUUGGCAGGAUAAACCACCGCGUGAAAAUGGCAUGAUGCCCUAUCAUUCUUCUAACCUAGUGCCCUCAGGCAUUCAAAAUAUGGGGAGCAACACAGUGCUGUCCUGCCAGGUGCAUCCAAGUCCACUCAAACGUUCCAUGUCGCUUAUUCCAACAUCUCAGCAGGGACCUGGUGAAUGGAUGGGGCCAGAUGAAGUGGGAAGUCGGUCAGUGUUCCUCACCCCAGACCUUGCUCCACUGUCUCCACAGAGCAGCGUGGCAUCAUCCGGCAGCGAGCAAACUGAGGAAGUGAGCGCUGGACGCAACACUUUCACAGAGGAUGGGAGUGGGAUGAAAGAUGUACCCACCUGGUUGAAGAGUUUACGAUUGCACAAAUAUGCAUCGUUGUUUGCUCAGAUGAGCUAUGAAGAGAUGAUGACGCUGACCGAGCAGCACCUUGAAUGUCAGAAUGUUACCAAAGGGGCAAGACACAAAAUCGCCUUGAGUAUACAAAAGCUCCGGGAGAGACCAUGUGUCCUCAAAUCCUUAGAAAAGGAUAUUUUAGAAGGCGGAAAUGUGCGUAAUGCUCUUCAGGAGUUGCAGCAGAUUGUCAUCACACCCAUUAAAUACUACCGUCCUAACCAGAUGGAUGGUACUGGCAGGGAGCAAACUCCCUCACAGAGGCCAAACCAAGAUCCAAGCUGUAAAGGAUCAGAUGAGAAUCAACCUCCGCCUGGACUCCCAGCAGAUGGUUUCCAGCAACAACAGAGUAGCCCAGCUUGUGAUUCUGAGCCAGCAGUACCACCUAUAGCAGAGGGAGAUCUCCCAGGGCAGCUUACCAGAGUGCUUGGAAAAGUUUGUACACAGCUUCUGGUGUCCCGACCAGAUGAAGACAACAUCUCGUGUUACCUGCAGCUUUUAGAAAAGUGCAUUUCACAUGAGGCAUUCACAGAAACCCAAAAGAAGAGGCUGAUGUCUUGGAAGCAGCAAGUUUUGAAAUUACUCCGGACGCUUCCCAGAAAAGCAUUGCUGGAAAUGCAGGGGUACAGAAAACAAAAGGGGUGCAGCUGGGCGUUUGCAUCCAACUCUCUCCCCUUAGCUGGAUCUGUGGGGUCUUCCAUAGCUCGGAGAGGACAGCGUCCAUUCCAGAUGCCUCCUAGGGUAGUGCCACCUUCCCGUAUUAAUGUUAUGAGCCCUGGGUCAAUUGGAGGUGUCUCUCCAAGGCAUGCACUUACCAGCCCGAGCACUGGAAGCCAGGGUCGGCAGAACCUGUGGUUUGCCAAUCCUGGGGGCAGCAACAGUAUGCCAUGCCCAAGUCACAGUUCUGUGCAACGCACACAUUCAUUACCCGUACACACUUCUCCACAGAGUAUUUUAAAGUUUCCCCCUGAUUGCCAGGUGCCUGGGGCUGAUUUAGAGAUUAACCCCCGGUUGGAGUCCUUGUGUCUGAGUAUGACAGAGCAUGCUUUAGAAGAGGGAACAGACAAGACAUCGACCAUCUGAUCUUGUGCCCCCGACACCUUCAUAAUAAGGCAGAACCGGAGACUCUAUCUCACGUCCUCGGCCUGGCAGAGGCAGUAACUGCUAUUUCCCAUCACACUCUCCAUGAGGCUGUCACUACAUCUUUCUCCCACCAUGUUCUAAUACUUGUUUAAGCUAUUGUACCCUUUAACUUAUCCAAACACACAGAAGCACGGCUAAGCGUUCACAUUGAGAAAAGGAGCUUGUUCUCUCUGUAUGAGAUGACUGAGGCAAAGUUGCAUGUGGGAGGAUCCCGAUCAGACACUAUUCUUGUACCUUGUGCUGGUCUCUGUUAUAGUAAAGAGCUGUACUGAGGUGAGGAGGAGAGGUCCAAUCUCUCAAUAUGUGCAGUUUGGGGGAAAGCAAAGCGCAAUGGAGCCAGAAGCUCGGCUACCACACUAAGCUAGAGGAAAAGAAAUGCCACCGUAAAAGGAUGUUGAAGGCUGAUGCACUCGGAAACAAAUGUAUGAUUGGACAGGACAGGGCUGCUCACAAAAGCAUACUGGGCAAUGUGAAAGGCAUCUUAAAAAGUCAGGAGAGGUUGUUAGGAUUUUUUUCUUUGGACGCCACAAAAGACAGGAGUGUUGGAUUCCAUAACUGCAGCUAUGUUGCCAAUAUAAUACCCGCAGGGGCAGUUUGUCCUGCUCAUAACACUAAUCUUGCAGAUGUGUGGGGAAGUGUACCCCUGUAUAUGUGCCCAACCUCCAACUGUAUCCAACCAUAUCAUGCAUUUCCACCAGCUAGGCCUGAUCAGCCCAUAGCCCUCCUUCCUUGCUUACUUGUAGACUAGAGCUUCAGUCCUGGGAGCUGCCCUUGUUGCCACACGCAGAGCGUGGAGGUUAAGAGUUGGGCAGUGCCCGCUGAGACUGCCAGUGACCUCCUUCUCCAGAAGUAUUUUCAGAAUAUCGCUAACUAUUUAUUUCUAACAUAGAAACACAGCUCCUUUUCAAAUAGAAAACAAAAAUGUUAUUUUAGAUACAUUUUAUUAUGAAUAACUUUUGUUAUGACUAUGGCUGGUAACCAUGAGUUCAAAAUUAUUAAAAGAUAAUGUAAAAAUGUGA